AUGUGACGUUACUUACACGUUACACUACAUAACGGUAAUACGUGAAAUGUAUUAUUUAAAAUUAAUUUGUGAUUUCUCUUAGCUGUUGCCCAUGGCCAGCGGCGCUGCCAAUUAAUAAUUAGUUAUAGCACAGGAGCAUUUGGCCCGUCCACUCCAUUGCUUCCUGGAUGAAAGCAGAGCUCUAUCCUACCCUACGCCGAGUUGCGACUCGUCCAACAUGGCUGGCCAGGAAGAUCCAGUGCAGCGAGAGAUUCACCAAGACUGGGCGAAUCGAGAGUAUAUUGAAGUAAUUACGAGCAGUAUCAAAAAAAUCGCCGACUUUCUUAACUCAUUUGAUAUGUCGUGUCGAUCCCGUUUGGCCACUCUCAAUGAGAAGCUGACGGCGUUGGAAAGGAGGAUUGAAUAUAUUGAGGCGAGAGUGACAAAAGGAGAGACCUUGACCUAGAACUCAUCGUGGAAAUUAAUAGCAUCCUAGAGCUACCUGCCCAUCCCCCCAUCUCGAAUCCUUGGAAUAAGUGUUAUGGAUUCCACCCUCCUUUUUUGGGGCCAUGUGGACCAUUUUUAUAUUAAAUGGCUGAGUUCUGUGUUUUUUUUUUCUCUCAUGACGCAGUUGUAUAGAAGAUAUGAGGAUGUCUUGGGCGUCAGUGAUUCAAUCAUAAUCGAUGUUACGACAUAAAAAUAAGCUCCAUAAGUAUUGGUUUCAAAAAUGUUGUGGAGCUCAAUUAUGGAUCUGGUAUCAGCACAAUUUGUCGACCAUCUGUGUCCACAUCAGAGAUUUAUAAAAGGGGAACAUUCUUGUGUGCCAUGUUGAACAAGUAAUUGUGUAGUCAUCUUUAUUACGGACCUGCUUGUACAGUGAACUGUUAGGUGAUGUUUCAGGAUUUAAAUACUGUAAUAAAUGAUAAACAAUGA
This is a messenger RNA of Xiphias gladius (swordfish), 912 nucleotides long. It is a transcript of the gene brk1, whose product is annotated as BRICK1 subunit of SCAR/WAVE actin nucleating complex. Gene Ontology annotation, cellular component: SCAR complex. Gene Ontology annotation, biological process: cell motility; actin filament organization; regulation of actin polymerization or depolymerization. Bases 218 to 445 code for a protein of 75 amino acids. Gene Ontology annotation, molecular function: protein-containing complex binding. The transcript has 3 exons. The record is from RefSeq and is a predicted model, not a curated record. Lineage: Eukaryota; Metazoa; Chordata; Actinopteri; Istiophoriformes; Xiphiidae.